UCACAUGGGCUCUUUCUCCUUUGCUACUUUUGAUUACUUGUCAGAAGGUUGUACUUUUAGCUUCUCUCAGCCUUGCAAGGGCACUCAACCAUGUGCUAACGGAAGUAAUCUUUGUUCACAAUGUCUUUGCAAAGGCUACUGCAGCAGAGCAGCAAUGGCAAUUUGCUGGACUAUGGUCCCGGUCCAGUGUAUAGCUCCUACUCCACCACACUCCCCGGCAGCCUGACAAUGGACGAUAACAGAAGAAUUCAAAUGCUGGCAGACACAGUGGCCACUCUGCCUCGGGGGAGGAAGCAGCUUGCUUUGACCAGAUCAAGUUCUUUAGGUGACUUUUCCUGGUCUCAAAGAAAGCUUGUUACUGUGGAAAAGCAGGACAACGGAACCUUUGGAUUUGAAAUUCAGACAUACAGGCUCCCAAAUCAGACCGCCUGCUCCUUGGACAUGUGCACUUUGAUAUGCAAAAUACAGGAGGACAGCCCCGCUCACUGUGCAGGCUUGCAAGCUGGUGAUGUCCUUGCAAAUAUCAAUGGCGUGAGCACAGAAGGCUUUACUCACAAACAAGUGGUUGACCUGAUCAGAUCGUCGGGAAACCUGCUAACGAUAGAGACUCUUAAUGGAACAAUGAUUCUCAAAAGAACAGAACUUGAAGCAAAACUGCAGGUUUUAAAGCAAAGCUUGAAGAAAAAAUGGGUGGAGUUCAGAUCGCUGCAGUUACAGGAGCAGCGCCUACUUCAUGGCGACACCGCCAACUGCCCGAGUCUGGACAGCGUGGACCUGGAGGACCUAUCUCUGUUUGGAACUCUCCCUGGGCCGGGCCCGGUACUGGUGGACCGGAAUCGGUUGUCCAGUGCGAGCAGCUGCAAGAGCUGGCUGAGCUCGGUGACAAUGGACAGCGAGGACGGCUACCAGACGUGCGUGUCGGAGGACUCCAGCAGGGGCGCCUUCAGCAGGCAGACCAGCACGGACGACGAGUGCUUUGUCCUCAAGGACGGUGACGAUUUUCCGAGGAGGUCUUCAGCAAGGAGAGACCGGAGCACCAGCACCGCCAGCAGCGGGUCCAUGUCGCCCUUGUGGGAAGGCAACUUCGCCAGCCCGUUUGGGACCCUGCCUCGGAAGAACAGAAAAGGCAGCGUCCGGAAGCAGCUCUUGAAAUUCAUCCCUGGUCUUCACCGCGCUGUGGAAGAGGAAGAGAGUCGCUUUUGACCCUGUCGUGGUGCCCUUUUCAAAUGAGCUUAUUGCACAAGUAUCUCAAGACUCCUCUAGAUCAACUUCCACCCAGCUUGGUGGGAAAGUGCAGAUGGAUUGCUAAACUGGCAUCCCAUUUCACAGCAACGGUGAACUUUAUUUAAAUUGGUGUAUCUUUUUUUUUUUUUUGCAUCUUAAGUCGUCUUGUUUUAACUAGAAUAGCUGUUCUAAGCAAACGUUAGAGAAAUUAAGUAAGAUAAUGCAACAAAUCAAUGCAUUUGGCUGUUCAUUCUACUGCCUGUAAAAGAAGAGUGAUAUUUAUUUUCUAGGUUAUUCAUGUAAAAAGUUGAGAACUUUUUGGAGUUAAUUGUAAAUAAAAGAGUGGCAAAAUAAAAUAUCUGAACUACAUUCCACAGGAUAAUUGGUAGGGCACAAAUUCUAAUGUUUGCUUAAGCUUAGUAGCUCCUGGGAAGGUGUAAUAAUAGGCAAUUCGGAAUGUUUCUGUUCAAAUCUAAGAAUGGGUUAGAAACAAAGGUGACCAUCAGCCGUUUCUCAUGUUCAGAGUAACAACAAAGCAGGAAGUAAAAAAUUUACUAUAAGGGGUUAAGCUUCAUGAGAACCACAGAAAGAUGUCUGAGAUGGGUGCUGAGGAAGAUUAUGAUAAGCUCUCUUUAAUUGGCAGUCUAAACAAAACGUGUGGGAAGCUCAGUUUUCUUGCCUAAUUUGACUUUUGUUCUAUCUGACCGUUGAUGAUGCGUCUAGAGCUCUUAGGAUCUUAUAGCUUUGUGAUGAUGAUGAUGAUGAUGAUGAUUUUGCUACAAAUGGCUAAAAUCCAACAAGAAAAUUAGGAAAGCAUUCACCCCUCCCGUAGAUUUUUUCACAUUACUUCUCACUUUAUGUUACAUAUUCGAAAUAUUUACUGCCUCAGCAGUAUUUUGUAUGUUGGUUAUGAAUAUCACAUUACUUCUGGGCUUUAAAUCCCUCUAUAUUUUGUUCAAUAUCUAUUAAAGUCCAUGAUCUCUCUGUUCUAGUGACACAGAUGUUCAUUAACUAUAUACCAGAAUAGGCAAUUUGGACUAUGUUAUGGUCUUUACUUAUUUUAAGCUAUGUGUGUAUGUGUGUGUGUUUGGGAGAAAUAGAAACAGUUGACUUUGAGUAGAAGUGCUACACUUCAGUACAUUUUCGAUUAAUCUAAAUAAUGAGUUAUUUUGAGAAAAAAAGAGGGUAGGAUAAAGAAGCUUUUAAGAUAAGAAAUAAUAAAGUAUCAAAAUAUUUCUAGUUGAGACCUGAUGUCAAGUUCUUUGAACUCAGAAACAUCUGAUAGACUCCACAUAUGGGUCAUUGAGAUGAAAGGCAGAGAGAGUAUACCACUUUUCAUAGAUACAAUAGAAAUCCCCUAUACCAUUUACUGAAUGCCUAACAAGCUAAAACAUUUUACAUGUGAUUCCCACAUUAACCCUAUAGGAGUUGUUUGGUAUACAGAUGAGAAAGCAGGAAUUUGUUUACAUAGUGACAACACAGAAAUUAAAAGCCAGGUCUUCCAAGCUCCAGCCUAUUCUAGUCUCUCUGGAUAAUCAUUUACUCUUUUGCUAGUUCUGUUUUAUGACCACCACAGUACUUUUUAUUCUGCCCAGUGGAAUACUUAAAAUGUACGAUUGUAGAUACUGUACUGUCUUUGAUAAAUAGGAAAAUAAACAUUUAGGAUGACUCUCUUGGCCUCUACAAGCAAAUUUUCAGAUAUGGGUACAUUAAUAUCUGCCUGGCUAGCAACACACUUAGUUUCAAAAAGAGCUUGCAAAAAAGUUAUGAUUCAACUGGUAUUGCGUGUUUCUCGUCAUAGUCUAGAAUUGUCAUAUUAAAGACCUGCUUGUGUGAAUGCAGCGUUUCCUAUUAAUUCUAUUUCACAAAUCUCAUAGGAAAGACAUAUUAUAUUUGACAAAAGAUGACUUUUAAGUCUUUUACAAAGUGACCAAAUGCUUUAAGAACUAGUACAGGUUCUAUGGAAAAGCUGACCACAGAUCAUUUGCUUUUCUUGUGGCUUCAGUACAGAAGCGUGAUACUUUUCGUAUGAUAGUAGAUAUCAAAUGUAAAAAAGAAGCAGGGAAGGGACAGGGUAAGUAUUACUUUAAUUUGUGAUGAGAAUUAGUGUCAAGAUUUAGAUACGUUCUGAGAAAAAAGAAAAGCACUGGUUAACCAAGGUACAGGAAGGGAGGGUAUGUCAUAUUUAUAUAUUUACAAGCUGUAAGAAAGCCAGCAUUUGUUUAGUGGCAAUGUGGGUAAGUUUCUCACGGCAUAGCUUUUCAGACUAAGCCUGAACCCACUGGGACGUCUGAAGAACAUUAUGAUGUGUAGUGACUCAUUUUGGUAUAAUUAACUGGGAAAAAAUUGAAAAGUUUUUUUUUUUUACCCAAAGUGGCCAAGUAUGUAAUAUUGGUGAAUUAUAUUAAUUGGCAAAUUGUUAUGAAAAUUAUUUUUAUACAAUGGCACUUGAUAAACCAAAUUUAUAUAAAACAUAUUGGGAAUUAGUUUAUUAUGUGGCUGAAGGGAUGACACCAUGUGAAGCUUAUUGGUAAUAUACUUUUUGAAAUGAACUUUUAUUCAUUACUUUAUACUUUGCAAUUCUUCUAUAUUUUAGGUGCAUGCAACAAACAGUAUUUAAAAUUUUAGUUUGGCUCGGUGCCUGUAGCAUAGUGGUUAUGGCGCCGGCCACAUACACUGAGGCUGGGAGGUUUGAACCCAGCCCAGACCAGCUAAGCAACAAUGACAACUGCAACAGAAAAAUAGCCGGGCAUUGUGCCGGGUGCCUAUAGUCCCAGCUACUUGGGAGGCUGAAGCAAGAGAAUUGCUUAAGCCCAAGAGUUUGAGGUUGCUGUGAGUUGUGAUGCCACGGCACUCUACCUAGGGUGAUAUAGUGAGAUUCUGUCUCAAAAAAAAAAAAAAAAGAAAGAAAGAAAGAAAGAAUUAAAACAAAAUUUUAGUUUGAACUGAAGAAAUAAAACUUGAACACCAUUUGCACAUAUUGAACAUAAAAUAUAACUAUUUAUGAAUGUAUAGAGACUAUAUUAAAUAAUACAUAACUAUUGAGCCAUUCACCUCAUAAAAGUAUUGUUACUUUAUAUCUGUCUCCUUACAGAACUAUAGGCUAUAAAAAAACCCUGAUAUCUUUCUGAAAUAAAGAGUGCUAUUCUUUAAGUUUCAAACUUUCUCUC
Nycticebus coucang (slow loris) is the source of this 4394-nucleotide messenger RNA. RefSeq names its product cytohesin 1 interacting protein (gene CYTIP). NCBI's taxonomy places the organism in Eukaryota, Metazoa, Chordata, Mammalia, Primates, Lorisidae. The transcript is spliced from 8 exons. Gene Ontology annotation, biological process: regulation of cell adhesion. Gene Ontology annotation, cellular component: cell cortex. Gene Ontology annotation, molecular function: protein binding. The coding region runs from base 121 to 1203 and encodes 360 amino acids. The record is from RefSeq and is a predicted model, not a curated record.